Messenger RNA from Etheostoma spectabile (orangethroat darter), 2359 nucleotides. RefSeq lists its product as uncharacterized. Gene Ontology annotation, biological process: interleukin-15-mediated signaling pathway; positive regulation of ERK1 and ERK2 cascade; T cell activation. Gene Ontology annotation, molecular function: MHC class II protein binding; protein tyrosine kinase binding. NCBI's taxonomy places the organism in Eukaryota, Metazoa, Chordata, Actinopteri, Perciformes, Percidae. Bases 82 to 1002 code for a protein of 306 amino acids. The transcript has 6 exons. The record is from RefSeq and is a predicted model, not a curated record. Gene Ontology annotation, cellular component: external side of plasma membrane; membrane raft.
GUUAAUAGGACAUUUGUCUUUAAGUAGCAACUGGUUCAGAGACUUUCAAGAAGGACAAGCAGACAAAGACAGAGAGACACGAUGGCUCAGUUCAGGUGGAUUAUAACCUCUUUUUUUCUGAUACUAAUGCUUCAGCUUACAGCAGCAGCCGCCUCCUUUACUGUCAGAGCUGGAGAUGACGUCACUUUGCCUUGUGAACACGUGAUCGACGGUCAGAGAACGUGCGACAGUACUACCUGGGUUUUCAGUCAGUUAGAAAACACACCAAUAGUAGUGCUGAUUGGUCACGGGCGGAUUGCUGAAAACGCUAAAUCAGACCGACUGAGUGUUACAGAGAACUGUUCUCUGGUUAUGAAGAAGGUCACAGAGGAGGAUGCUGGUCGUUACACCUGCAGACACAUCAGGAAAUCAGGACAACAACAAGGAGAAGACGCUCUGGUUGAACUCUCCAUUGUCACCAUGACAGAACAUAACAACGCUGACAACGUGACGUUGCACUGCUUUGUGUCGACAUACGAACGGUGUCAACACACGGUGAAAUGGCUGUUUCAGUCUAAAGAUGUGGAUAAAGAUAACCAAGAUUUGAGGACAUCCCAGUCUCCCUGCUACACCUCUGUGACCUUUCCUACUUCUCAUUUUAGUUACACAUCAAGGUAUCAGCUCUUUAGGUGUGAAGUGACUGAAGGAGACAAAGUGCAGGAGUUUCCCUUCAGCCCUCAGUCCUCAGGUGAGGACACAACAACAACAAAACCAACAACCACCGCCAUAAUAACAACAACAGAAUCAACAGCAAAACCUACAACUGAAAGCAGAAAAGCAAGUACCAAUGAUGCCUCACCAAAUGUACAAGCUGGGACAGGUUGGCCUGCCCUGGACUACAUCAUGUUGGCCCUGCGUGUGGCUGAAGUCCUGCUAAUGACUGUGAUUACUGUUCUCCUCCUCAGAGCUCGAGGGAGAAUACAUGAUGACAACACUGAGUUGAAAAGAACUGGGGUGAACUGAUAUCUCAAAUAAAACAUGUAUAUAAAUGAUCAGGGAGGAAAUUGAGAGGGGUAAACAUGCCUCAAAGGAAUUAAUGGAUACCCCUUAAGACUGUCCCUAAAACAUGUGUUAAGGAGCAAAUAUUGCCCCCAUAGUUUCAACAUAUAAACAGUAUACAGUAUAUACAGUAUAUUUUAAGACAAUAUCAAUCAAUAUUAUAUAUCAAUAUUCAAUCUCUCUCAAUCUCUAUUUUCCACUCACACAAACAGCGAUGUGCACUAAUAAAAACAAUAUUAUGCUUUUUAUGUUCUCAUGUUGGCACAAGAUGUGGAUUACUGUGUGCAUUUUAAACAGGGCUCUUUCUCAUUCAAAAACAGCAAUCUAAUGCACGUUGUCAAAAAUGUUGAGAUCCCAACACUCCAUCCUUCCUAACUCAGGGGACAGAUGUGCAAACAAUGGACUAUUGAGUCUUGUAACGACAAGGUACUUUCCAACUUAAUAACAUAAAUAAGUAUUUUAAAAAAAAUAAAAAAGUAUAAUCCUUGAAAUCACCAAUAGAAAUUAUUAAGUACUUUUCAACUUAUUAUGUAGAGAGAGUACAAUAUGUGCUAUGUUAAAAUGUAACAAUUACAAUGUAAUCCUCUAAAAGUGUGAAUUAUUACUGUAAAACAGAAUGAAGGGGACUAGGAUUUUUAAAAGUGAUUAUGAGAGCAUGUGGACACAAUGUAUGUGAGAGGAAUAAGGGAAGUGAAAGAACAUGUUGAAAUAUGCCUAGGCCAACGGGAAGACAUGAGUGUAAGCUUUCAGUAAGAGUGUGUGUAUACAAGAAAAUAGUAAAAAAUAGGUGUAUGUGUUAAAGAAAGGGGUUUUGUGUGUAGCUGAUAUAAAGCAGAAACAGAGAUCGGGGUUAUUACUCGGCCGCUCUCGUAGGGCGCUGGACUGGACAAGACAUCUCCAGACUCCACAACCUCAACUACAAAACAAGAAAAACAGCUAAAGAAAACUUCAGAAAUUCUCUCUGGAUUUACGAGACAGAAGCCACAGAGGGAAACCAUCAUAGCCAACCCCUCUGGAGUAAUCAGACUCUGGAGCAACAGCUGUGGAUUUAUAAAGACAUUAUGAAGACUUUGGACAGAGUUUCUAAUUUCUAACGGAUCAUGCAGCUGUGGCAGACCCCAGGGGGUCUGGGCGACUCACUCUCCUCCCGUCUCUACAGGAAAGAAGAUUUCCAAAUGAAUCCAAGCUCAGUUAUUGCAAUCAGGUUUCACCAUUUAACCAUUUUAAUGAAUUAUUAAGUUUUGUAUAGUUUACAGUUUAAUUGUUUUAAGCAGAUUUUGAAUCUUAAUCAUUUUAUUAAGUGUUAUCCAGUAUUAUAUCG